Molecule: messenger RNA, 1380 nt
Organism: Eufriesea mexicana
Lineage: Eukaryota; Metazoa; Arthropoda; Insecta; Hymenoptera; Apidae
Exons: 10
Coding region: 1-1380 (459 amino acids)
Biological process (GO): siRNA processing; regulation of regulatory ncRNA processing
Cellular component (GO): RISC complex; nucleus; RISC-loading complex
Molecular function (GO): siRNA binding; double-stranded RNA binding
Source: RefSeq, a predicted model, not a curated record
AUGUCUGAACGCCGGGACUCCACGUGCCGAAAACAUGAACUACCGAAGUCACUACAAGGCACAGAAGAUGCCGAGUUUGUUUGGAGUAUGAUAACCGAAAGAUUUCCAAAUGCUGCACCGCUUUUAUGCGAAAUGGAGGCUGUUAUCGAUCGCGCAGAAGAUCUUCUUCAGCAACUACGGACACCAUGUCGAGAAAUUGAAACAUCAACCUCUUUCUGUACACAAGAUUCGGAAGAAUCAACUGUAAUGAUUUCUGCCAAGGGAUCACUAACCACGGAAAGUAACGUAGAAAGUGAUAUCGUAAGUAAGAACGUAGCGGAAAUACAAGUUUCUGAAAGCAGUAUUUACGAAGAGGAGAUUAAUUUGAAUAGUCAGAGUGGAAAUUCAGUAAAUAAAGAACAGAAUAAUGGGAGUCAAUCAAGUGAUUCUUUUAUAACAAAUCCUUCCUACACUACAAAGAAACAUUUUAGUGAUGCAUCUGCUUCUCUUAAUAUUGAAACAAAUACUGAUCAAAUAAAAAAGAUGCAUAGUUUGGAGGAAUGGGCGAAAAUAGUAGAUAAUGCCAUGCGUGAAGAUACUGGUGAAGUACAGUCUGUUAAAAAAACAAUUAAUAUGUUUGAGAAACGUAUUAAUAGUAAAGAAAUUGAAAUAGAAAAUUACAAGAACGAAGAAUCUUGCAUUAUUUUACAUCGUCAAGAAACAUGUCCAGAUGAUUCAGUCGGUGAUUCCACCAUGGAAAUCGAUUCUGAUCGAAAUUUAAAAAAUCAAACACCAAUCCCGACUAUGGACAACGUACUAAAUGUUUCAAUUAAAGGUAGCGGUGACGAGAGUUUGUCAAAAAUUGUUACUCAACGGACUCCAUUAAGUGUUUUAGAGGUGUAUGCAAAACGUUGCAAAGUACCAAUCGAAUAUGAAUACACGACUGACAGUUCACAUCGUCACAAAUCGAACAUCUAUGUAAUACGUGGAAAUUUCGCUGGAUUUGCUGCAACAUGUCGAGGUUUAACCAAAGAAGCGACCAAAAAUGAUUUAGCCGCGAAAAUUUUGAAAAUGAUUGCAAAUCAGCAAAUGGAGGAUAAAAAACCUGAUACACUAGCGGAUCUUACAAAGACAGAACUGUUGGAAAUAAUUAAUUUAGGCGGGGAUGAUCUAAGAGAAACAGCACAAAGGAAAUUAUAUGAACUCUGCCUUGAAAAAGGAGAUUCAGUUCCAACGUACUCCGUGGAAAAAGUAAAAACUUAUCAGGGUUUGACUUACGUUGCUACAUGUUCUGCAUUAGGCUAUACUAGUGAAGGUCGUGGUGUGAGAGAAUGCGUGGCUAAGAAGGCAGCUGCUGACGAGUUAUACCAUCAGUAUUGUGAAAAUAAGAAACAAGAUUGA